Messenger RNA from Myxocyprinus asiaticus (Chinese sucker), 4773 nucleotides. RefSeq names its product cell adhesion molecule 3-like. Lineage: Eukaryota; Metazoa; Chordata; Actinopteri; Cypriniformes; Catostomidae. The transcript has 12 exons. The coding region runs from base 251 to 1855 and encodes 534 amino acids. Gene Ontology annotation, biological process: homophilic cell-cell adhesion. The record is from RefSeq and is a predicted model, not a curated record. Gene Ontology annotation, cellular component: presynaptic membrane.
GUUUUGCUGCAGUGAACGGUAGCUGUGGAGAGAGGAAAAGGCAAGAAAAACAAGAAGACAGCGGAGGGCGGAACGAGAAACAAGACAGAUCCACUGGGACCAGCAGGCAUAGACGGGUCCGACACUCUAGAACCUACGGAGCCAACGGGCAUCACGAGGAGCGCAUAUAUUGCCAGGGCUUCGGUGAGCUUCUUCACGUCUCCGGGCAUCGACAGGACUAUUCGUUUUAACGUACAGACAGCGUCACAGUAUGACAUUCCAGCGGUCCGCUCUCAGGGCGCUCGUGGCCUUGACGAUGCUUCUCGCAACUUCGGUUCGAAGCAACAAUGAGAAGGAUGAGAUGCAUUUCCAGCCAGUGACCCAAGAUGAGACAGUGGCAGUGGGAGGAACAGUUACUCUGACCUGCAGCGUGAAGGAAAACGAUAACUCCUCCCUCCAGUGGUCAAACACGGCACAGCAGACCCUGUACUUCGGAGAGAAGAGAGCACUUAAAGAUAACCGUAUCCAGUUGGUAAAGUCCACAGCCACAGAGCUGAUAAUCAGCAUUGCAGAUGUUCAGCUGUCAGAUGAUGGAGAUUACACCUGUUCCAUCUUUACCAUGCCUGUACGGAUUGCACGGGCCACCGUUACUGUACUUGGUGUUCCAAGUAAGCCAGUGAUAACAGGCUUUGAAGAUGCUGUUCAGGAGGGCAGCAAAGUUACUCUCACCUGUACGAGUUCAGGCAGCAAACCUCCUGCUAAACUACGCUGGUACCGCGAUCAUGAAGAGCUACAAGGCCGUCCUGAUGUAGUGGAAUCCAACCCUGAUGAACCGACCUACACAGUAACCAGCGAGCUCACCCUCUCUGUCACCAGAAAUGAUAACAACGCCCUGAUCGCCUGUGCGGUCGAUCACCCAUCCAUCGCCAUUGGAGACAAGCAGACAGAGCAGCCACUCAGCGUCUUGUUUUCUCCAAGUGUGUGGAUUCAGCCUGAGAGUGACCUGCCCAGAGAAGGGGAGAAGUUUUACUUGCAGUGUGUGGGAAACGGAAACCCAGAACCGACUGCAUUCGAGUGGGAAAAGAAAGACGGAGAGCUCCACCCACUGGUGAAGGUGGACGGUGCGUUCUUGCGCUUCAAAUCCCUCAACAAGUCGGAUAAUGGCAUUUAUCGGUGCCUGGCUGAUAAUGGGAUCGACAGGGGGGAUGGAUCCUACACCCUCCUGGUGCAAGACCAGAGAGAUCCAGAACUCCUCCUCCUCACCUCUCCUCCUUUUCUCCCUUCAUCCUCUCUUACUCCUACAUCUCCUCCUCAUCCCUCUGUUUCACCCUCUACUGAGGGUAAAACUCUUCCUCCUUUCUCCUCUUCCACUUCUGUACCUACUGUAUCUACUCAAUCUAUCUCUUCCACGCUCGCUCCUUCACCCACUAUCUCUCCCUCUCUCCCUCCUUCUCCUGAAAUUCCCACCACCUCCCUAUCCAAUGCUCUCUUCCCUGAUCUCUCUCUUCCGCCCUCCUCUGUUCCUGCUCGCACACCUUUGUCACCCCCCUCAUCACCUCCUGUCACUCCUUCAUCUUUCUACAAGCUGAAUGGAGUGUACACCUUUACAGAAGCCGGAGAGAAUGCUGCAGACCCCACAGCGAUGUCCACCUCCUCAGGAGUAGACCAUGCUGUGAUUGGUGGAGUGGUCGCUGUCAUUGUCUUCAUCAUGCUUUGUCUCCUCAUCGUCCUCGGCAGAUACCUAAUCAGACACAAAGGUACAUACCUGACCCAUGAGGCGAAAGGUUCUGAUGACGCUCCUGAUGCAGACACAGCCAUCAUUAACGCUGAGGGUGGCCACUCCGGGGUAGACGACAAGAAAGAGUACUUCAUCUAGAGAUCCAUCCCUCUGUACCCUCUCCUUUCACAUGCUUCAGUUCACUCAGCCUGAUGGGGAUGGCAGAAGAAAGAGGGAAUAUGUGAGAGGAAAAAAACAAAACAAAGUGUUGACCUGUUGGAACUGAAGAACCUCAAAUAAGCUUCAACACGAAAGACAGGGAAGUGAGAGUUAUGCACUGACGUGUGGGCUAAUUUUUUCUCUCUCUCUCGCUCUCUCUCUCUCUCUCUCUCUCUCUCUCUCUCUCUCUCUCACACACACACACACACACACACACACUCGCCAUGCCUGCAUUACCAUAAUCACACAUGAGCAAACACACAAGACAAACCUAAAACAAUAAAAUAAAGAUUCACAAAGGCAAUAUGACAGUGACCACUCCUCGCUCAACUCCAAUGAUUCCCUUCAAACGGUCCAGAUCAAACACACAAGCACUGUGGCACAUGCAAACAGUGACAUACAUGCAUGAACUUUCUGCACCCAAAACCGCUGAAACACACACCAUGAAAAACAAGCGACUAAAAUCAAAGACAAAAUCGAAUCAAGCAAUUCUACCCUGCAAUAUCACAGACAGACUCAAACAUGCACACACUCACAUAUCACCCCAAUGUUAUGCUAUAAUACACUCACUUGCCACUAUACACACUCAUGCACACACACACCUAAAAUACUAAAUACAUGCAAACUACAGUAUUACACUACUAACAGAAUAACCAGGCAAAAACAGCAGCCCUGCAGUCAUUUUAUAUUGUACCCCAAUAUAAAAUUAUAAAUAUAUAUAUGAUUAUAUAGCAUCGGUUUUACUCAGUGUGCUGUAAAUAUACCUUCCCUCUCUCUCUCUCUCUCUCUCUCUCUCUCUCUCUCUCCCUCUCUCUCUCUCUCUCCUCUGUUUCUCUAACUUCACUGUCUGAUAUUGCGGUAUAUACUCUCUGAGCCUGCCUGGUUUUCUUACAUGCGUGGAAAUGCCGAGUUAUAAAAAAAAAUGAUCUGGACUAUAGAAAAAAAAAACAUGGUGUUAUGAAAACUUAAGUAAUAUUUGUAUGAAUUAUGUUCUCUUCAAGUUAAUUUCUGGUGUUUACUAUUGGUGCAACAGUCUAGUGUCAUCAGCUCAUCAGCCUGGGAAGAUAUUAUUAUUAGUAUUAGUAUUAUUAUUAUUAUGAGGUUCCACCUUUGUUAUUAGAAUGCACUGAUUUUCCUUGUAUCAGUUCCAGUGAUUAGCUCACUCACACCACCUUCAGGAAGGAAUCGGUUUUGUUCUUCAGUAGCAGAUAAUUCAGAAAAGCAGGGUAAAACAAACCAGACUACUGCUCUUCAUCUCUCUCUCUCUCUCUCUCUCUCUCUCUCUCUCUGUCUGUCUGAUCAGCCCUCCAUAUUUGCAUGUCUUUUCUGUAUUUUCUGUCUCUUUUGUUCUUCGCUGCUGCUCCUCUCUGCCCCUAAAGAUCUAGAUUUUUCCAGAUUUGUACCAUCAAUGGCCAUAGGCCAUUGUGGUUUUGGAGUAGGCUUGAGUUGCUUACAUCAUGCAUUAAACAGAGGCAAACUUAUCUGGUAUUAAAAAUCAAUGAGUCAUUCAUGUUUAAUGACAAAUUUGAAGUAUUUAAUCUGUCAUGUAUAAAUUAGACAGCAUGGAGGAGAUCCAGCUGGCUGUUUCUUAAUCAGGUGCCUCUGGUCUCUCUAUCACUCAUUCCUUUUGUAAAGUUAUUUACUUGAAGGAGAGGGAGCUGUGGCCUAGUGGUUAGUGCACAUGUAACAUAUUGAGCUAUGGUGCUCAUGUGAGCAACUCACAUUUGAAUCUGAUAUUUCCCCAUCCCGUUUUCCUCCUAUCUGACCAAAAAUAAAACUAUAUUUACAAGAGGAGAGGAUUGUUUCUUUAGAAAUGUGACUAAGAAGCAGAGGAAUAUUUGCUUAUUAGGAAAUCAAGUAGACAUGGAAAUGGCCAAGUGAAGCAGACAUUACAAUUCUACAUCUGAUUCUGCACAAUAUAUGAAAGUUCUGUUCGCCAUGCGUUUUAGGUCAACAUGUUUUUGUUUGCGUGGGUGUCAGGGUUGAUUGCCAUUGCAACAAUCAUUUAGAACGUGUAUAGGUCACCAAUAAGAGGCAACUGACCAAUUAAAACCAAAACCCGUCCUCUGCCUUUAGACUCCCUCCACAUACCUCAUUAAUGCCCGCAGACAAUGAAUUUCUAAGAUAAGCAGUUACAAUCGUCUGCCACAAGAUGGCGUUAAUGCCCCACACAGCUUUCACUCUCUCUCUCUGUCCUUUUCAAGCAGUAGAACUUCCAGUUAGUGAUAAAUAUUUUUUUAAAUUAUGUUGUUUACUUUUAUUCUGCUGUAGAUGUGUAUACUGUUGUUUGUAAUCUUAUGUUCCAUUCUGUUUUUUGUUUUUUUUCUUAAUUUUGUAUGAGUAGAUGUCUUAGACUGAAAGGUGCAGAUAAUAGUUUCCAUGUCUUUUUUUUUGUUUUGUUUUGUUUUGUUUGAUAAUUGUAAUUUUUUUUUUUUAAACAAGUUCAUGUAAUUAGUGUUGCCUUGAAAAUGUUUUAACAUGCACUUAACUGAGCACAGACACUGGCACACGAAUGUAUGCAUCCAUGUGUCUGUGUGUGUGGAAGACCCUCACGCCGGCCCACCAAACAGAUGCAGGAAACACUAAAAGUAUUAUUUAGUUUAAUGGAGUUAUGUUAGAUUAAUUUUUGAAUGACAAGUCUUCCUUUUGCAUAAGUAUUCAUAUCAUGUGGAGCUAUUCUGUCAUGUAUGUUGGUUUGUAUUAUGGCCGAUGAUGUCAUCUAAAUGGGACUAAACUCUGAGGUCAUCAUCAUUGUUGGUUCCAUUUGUUUGAUGGUCUGUUUAGACAGUAUUCGCUUUUUGUUAAAAAAAAAAAUCCCUUGUUAACUUCAAAAUAAAUAUACAUUUGGGUUAACCUUA